AAAGUUCACAGUAGAAGAAGGAUGAAACUGGAAUUUUGCGAUGGAAUUACAUGGUUUGAUGAGGAGCAGGUGCAUCUUGGGGCUGUACGUGGAGAUGAUCUGGAUAAACCACAGACCGUUGAUAAAUCUGGAAAGUUUCUUUGUUUCAGUGGAAGAUCGAGUUCAAGAACUUCUGCAGAAAAUUGAAUUUAUCAUGGAACAAAUGAAAAGGCGCGGGAGCAGGGGAAAUCAUGUCGAAUCCCUGAAUCAUGUAUAAUAUAAGUGUGACAUGUGGAGAGAUUCAGACUGACGGCGGCUUUGAGUUCAAUCUUCCCUCUGAUUCACUGAAUCAAACACUCAAUCCGGAUUGUGAGCAAAGCUGGCACUCAGAGGACGGGCGUCUGAUAGCAGUUCCAUCAGAUCCUCAAAGAAUGAUUGAUCCUGUGAUUUCUGUCUCAUCUGAUCGUCUCAUCACUUCUCACUGUGUGAAUCUGAAACAUGAGAUCAUUUGUGAUUCUACUGGAUCUCCUUUCAGUCGUGAGAUCAUGUUCAGAGUGAGGAAUGAAACUGCAGUGACUCCAAACUCAGAUGAUCUGAAUGAAGUGACUCUCCAGCACUCAGAUCAGUCACUCCUGAUUUUGGCGGUUUUUUUAAUUGUCAUUCUUAUCAUCAUCUUGAUCUGUUUCUUGUGGCGGAAAAAGAAACUCGGAUGCUUUCUGAAUGUCUUUCGGCGCGACGAUUCAGAAAACAGGAAUCCUGAAACUGGUGUUCAAAUGCAGCUUAGAUCUGAUGAUGAUCCUGACAAUCAUCUGGAAAUGGAGCCGAUUAACUGCUCAGAUUCAGAUUUUCGGUCUUCAGAGAAUCAGAAGAAUCCUGUUGACCAUGUGUUCCAUUCAGCGCAAAAUCUGAACCCUCCUUAAGUCUCAUUGUUUCAGCUCAUUCACACAGUUUUAAAGUAUUUAUGAUUGGUUUCACUGUGAGAAUUUAGCUUUUAAUUUUUCAAAACAACACCGUAUUCCACUCAUAAUUGUUCUGUAUUCUGUGUAAAUAUAAUGCCGUGCUCUAAUAAAAAGAAAA
This is a messenger RNA of Labeo rohita (rohu), 1056 nucleotides long. RefSeq lists its product as uncharacterized. The transcript is spliced from 10 exons. Lineage: Eukaryota; Metazoa; Chordata; Actinopteri; Cypriniformes; Cyprinidae. The record is from RefSeq and is a predicted model, not a curated record. Bases 249 to 899 code for a protein of 216 amino acids.